Salvelinus fontinalis (brook trout) is the source of this 965-nucleotide messenger RNA. RefSeq names its product IMP U3 small nucleolar ribonucleoprotein 3 (gene imp3). NCBI's taxonomy places the organism in Eukaryota, Metazoa, Chordata, Actinopteri, Salmoniformes, Salmonidae. The transcript has 7 exons. Gene Ontology annotation, biological process: rRNA processing. Gene Ontology annotation, cellular component: small ribosomal subunit; Mpp10 complex; small-subunit processome. The coding region runs from base 134 to 685 and encodes 183 amino acids. The record is from RefSeq and is a predicted model, not a curated record. Gene Ontology annotation, molecular function: snoRNA binding; rRNA binding; structural constituent of ribosome.
UCUUUCUUUGCGAAUCAGUACCAGGUCGCCGAAGAAGAAAAACACGCGCUUCCCUUUGGUCCGGAUAGCGUGGAAGUAAAUGUAUCUUGGUAAAUAAAUGCUAGUUUUCUAGCUACAAAAUUAUUUCGGCAAAAUGGUUCGAAAAUUGAAAUUUCAUGAGCAGAAGCUUUUGAAGAAGGUUGACUUUAUCAACUGGGAGGUAGACAACAACCUGCACGAGGUGAAAGUAUUGCGGAGGUAUCACAUCGAGAAGAGAGAAGACUACACCAAGUACAAUAAGUUGAGCCGUAACAUCCGAGAGCUUGCUCAGAAGAUACGUGAUCUGGACGAGAAGGAUGGCUUCAGAGCCCACAGCACAGGUCAACUACUUGAGAAACUGUAUGGUACUGGGCUGAUCCCCACCAAACAGAACCUGGCUCUUACAGAGAAAGUCACUGCCUCUUCAUUCUGCAGGAGGCGGCUACCCACCAUAAUGGUAAGCUUACGAAUGGCUCAGAACCUGAAGACAGCCAUCACCUUCAUCGAACAAGGACAUGUGCGUGUGGGACCAGAGAUUGUCACAGAUGCAGCUUUCCUUGUCACUAGAAAUAUGGAAGACUUUGUAACAUGGGUUGACUCUUCAAAGAUCAAACAGCACGUCAUGACCUACAAUGAUGAGAGGGAUGACUUUGAUCUUGUAGUAUAGACCUACAGUAUUCACCGUCGGGUCAUUCAUCGCCCAUGGGAAGGACAAGAGGAAAAGUGUGUGCAUUACAAGUAUGAGCAUUUGUAUGGGUGAGCCCAUGGUUGAACAUGGUGUGUUUGACUGCGAGUGUGUAUGGGACUUUUUUGGGGGCGGUAGGAGUGUUAUUUCAACAUGUAGUGUUUCAAAUUUUAUAAACAUUAAGAUAAAUAUACAUUUCAACAAAUCCUUUUACAGUUAUGUAACCUUUGUAAACAAUAAACAACUUUUUUGCCAUGGUAAA